GUUUCGGUAGCAAGCUGUGCCAUCACAGCAGCAUCUCUUUCCCAUCUUCUUCUCUCUGUGCUUCUUCGAAUUGAUGAAGCACCCACCCAGAAAAGAAAACAAAAACAAAAAAAAAACCUAAUUCGGGGUCACUGAAGACCAGAAAUGAGCUCUUUUUCGAUUAGAAAGUCACCAAAUUCAUCCUUCAUCUUUCCAAAAUACGCUCCUUUACUUGUACGACAUCGUUUCACUCUCCCAUUGCUCGUCCCCGCUCUCAAACCGCCGAGAUUCCGCGUCGUCUCGUCCCUCUCCGGUACCUCAUGGGUCUCUCAAGCUUCCAAAGACAAAUAUGGUGGCUGGGCUCUUAUUGAAGACGAAGCUCCUCUUCCUCAUUUGAAAAGUCAAAAAAAAUGGCGGAAUGUUGUGAUCACUGGUGUUGGAUCGUCGCUUGCAGUUCUGUUAGCUACUAUUGCUUACUUCUCAAUCUCGAAAAAAGGGUUUAGGCUAUGCUUUAGUAAUCCAUUGCAUUAUUAUGAUAAUGUGGAUUUGGAUCAGAAGGAGCAUGAAGAGAGUGAAAGAACGACUGAUGAGAAGACUUCCGCUUCUGAGGAAAGCGUUGACUAUGUUUCAGAUACUGUUGUUGACACAGCAUCAACCGUAAAAGCUCACCAUGUCACCACUCCAGUUUCCGUGGAUGCUGCUCAACAAGAAGCGAUAGCAGUUUUGAAGAAACUAAAGAUAAUGGAAGACGGUGUAAUGGCAGAGGAGUUGUGUACCAGACGAGAGUAUGCUAGAUGGCUUGUUCGUUCAAAUUUGUUAUUAGAGAGAAAUCCAAAGCACAGGAUUGUGCCUGCAGUAGCUUUAGCUGGCUCUUCGGUUCCUGCAUUUGAAGAUGUGAAUACCACAGACCCUGACUUCGAGUACAUACAAGCCUUGGCAGAGGCAGGCAUUACUUCCAGCAAGCUAUCCGGAGAAGAUACUCUAAAUGAGCCGAGAAACUUCAACUUUUAUCCUGAAAGUUUUGUUUCCCGACUCGAUUUGGUGAACUGGAAAGCUCAGCUAGAGUGUGAUUACCAUCCUGAAGUUAUGGAAGAGAUAUCAAGGACAAAGGUAGACUAUAUAGACACGAAGAAUAUCAAUCCUGAUAUGGCCCUUGGAUUCUUCUUGGACUUCUUGAUGGGUGACGAGAGUACGAUCAGAAACGUUUUUGGUAGGAUCAAGCGGUUUCAGCCGAACAGACCUGUGAGUAAAGCACAAGUGGCUGUAGCAUUAACAAGUGGUAAAAUGGCCAAAGCUGUUUCAUCUGAGGUAUCAAGGUUAGAGGCAGAGUCCUUCUUACAGAAAGCUGAGAUGGAAGAAAUCAGAUCGGAGUUGCUAGAGAGAGGCGAGAUAAGGCAAUUUUGGGAUGAGAAGCUUCAGGUAGAGAGAUCUCGAGGAGUUCAGAUGGAAGAGAUGUAUCUCUCCAGAGUUAGUGAAUUAGAACAAGAGAAGACAGCUCAGAUGAAGUGGUUUGCCGAGCGUUUGAAAGAGAAAGCAGCCAGAGAUUGUCAGAAACAGUUGCUUCAUAGCUUGAGAGAAGAUACUGAUGAGAUGUCUGUGAGGCUAACAUCGAAUAAAUCUGUUUAUCUGGUUGAACACAGUGAGUUACAAGAGAUGCUGAGUGACGUACAAUCCAAACUUGAGUCGCUGCUCGACAAAAGAUCAAUCCUGGAAGCUGAAGUCGAAGCUCUUCGAAUUCUCAGAUCUUGGGUAGAGGAUGAAGCUAAGGCAAGCCAAGCAAGAGCUAAGGUGCUCCACGAGGCGGGACGAAGAUGGAAAUGGAACGAUGAAGCUUGAAAUUUUCAUAUAGUAUAAAAAUUGUUGUGUAAUUCAUGAUUGUGUGUGGCUAUAUGAGUGUUAACAUCCGAAUUCUGAGAUGAAGCAAAACAAGAUACACUUCAAUUUUGUUGGUUAAUAAUCAUUAUCAAACUACUGGCCACCGCUAAUUUUUUUUUAAUAGAUAGGCCUAAGAGAAAGCAGGUCUCCUCCAC
Molecule: messenger RNA, 2009 nt
Organism: Thlaspi arvense
Lineage: Eukaryota; Viridiplantae; Streptophyta; Magnoliopsida; Brassicales; Brassicaceae
Source: the annotation of a GenBank genome assembly